UAGAUAUGUACAAAACAUAUUACAGAUUAAGACGUAAGGAAACCCGAUACUGAAAGAUUGGAAAGUUCCGGCUGGAGGAGCAAAAUGUGACGGUCGAUUCUGCACUGUGCUCUUUGUACGCUAAGACACAACAAAUCUGGUGAAAUUAAAAUGCCUCAACACAAAAAACUGGUAGCUCAAAGGCGUCCAAACCAAAGUAAAAAAACUUCUCCUGCCACAAGUAAUCAAACGAAGACAAUUUCUUGUAGUGUAUGCCAUAAUGAAAAACUUGAUGUACAUCCAAUCGGAAGCAGCAAAAUUACUGAAAUAGUGGGAUGUAAUUUUUGCAGACUUCGAUAUUUGCGUGUGAAGCUCACCGUGCACGAGACUGAUUUCAGUCUUUUCUGUAUCUACUGUUAUCAGACAUUUAGCGAUAAAGACAAUUUUCAUCUCCAUCUUCAGCAGCAUGGGGAUUUUCUCAGAAUGUCACCCUUCAAUAUUUCAAAUUCUUUGCAACAAAUUGCUAAUUCAGAGGACCAGGUGGUCAGUUUGGCAAAAGGUGAGAAGCCCCAAUUCACAAGACAGAACUCCAAAGGAUUCCAAUUCACCUCACAGCAAAGUCCAGAAAAUUCAAUCGAGGAUGUUGUAGGAACGAUGCUGACCCUGGGUUCUUCUCUGAACAUUCUAAAUUCUGAUUCACAACCUGUCCGUGAGAAGAAGAUUCCCCCUGGUUUAUCAAGAGCUGACACAAUAAUAAUCCAACCUCAAGUCCAGACUGGGUACAUCGAACCCUCAGGAAUUCACACCAGGUCCAGUGCAAUCAGAAAGAAAAUUGCCACAAGACAGUCCAGAGCAUCAGGUCUCGAGUCGUCCAAAGCAUCAGGUCUCGAGUCAUCCAGAGCAUCAGGUCUCGAGUCGUCCAGAGCAUCAGGUCUCGAGUCCAGUGAUACAUUAGACCUGUCUUCGUUGCAUGUAGUUUCACAGUCAGUCAUUGCUAGACAGAGUUCUAACGCCAGCGAUACCACUACCAUCGUAACUGAUGGAGAAACAUCGUCAGGAAAGAGCAGCCUGAAAAAAGACGAUACCAUCAUAUUGGAGGUGUUGGAUAAUGACGGAAAUAAAUCAGAUCAAAUUUUACUGACUUCUGUGUCUUCCAUGGAUAAAAUUUCUGACCUUGACUUCACUUCACUGUGUCAAAGUAUCUUAGGCCCUCAAACUUCUUUUGAAGGGAAGCUUGCCAGUGAAGAUACAAUUGAUCGAAUUCUGCCGGGAUUUAGUAUGUCCAUUAUCAACCUCCUACAGGAGGACGAAAUGAUCAUUGUUAAUGACCAGAAUCAAGGAAAGUCGUUUCAGAUUCGUCGAGUUCCAAGCGAGUCUGUCCCAGCAAAUAAUCCCAAUACUGUCCAAGAAUCACCAUCAAACACCGAAAGUCAGAGUCUGGUAAUACCCCAAAGGAACCCCUCAAAACGAGGAAAGCAACCAGAUCCCGAGAAAACUCCCAGAUUGAGGGACACACGAAAGAGGCGUACAUCACCCAAGGAGGAGGAGGAGGCAACAGACAAAAAACGAGGUCGCCAUGUCGAAAAAGAACAGCACACUUGUCCAGAUUGUGGCAAGGUGUUUAGUAGGCGAUACAACCUCAAAGUUCAUCGCUAUGUUCACUCUGAGCAGAAAAUGUUCGAGUGCGAAAAGUGUCAGCAACAGUUCAAACAUGUCAGUCUUCUCCGCAAUCACAUGCGAAUCAAGCACUCCGGCAACAAGCCAUUCACCUGCAACACAUGUGGACAGGGCUUUAUUCACAAUAACUACCUCCAGCGGCAUAUGUUGUUACACAUUUCAGAGGUCUGUGUAUGCUGCGAUGAGAAGUUUGAAUCACGACGACAGUUUAAUGCCCAUGUUAGAAGUGUCCACGUGAGAUCCGAUUCUUCCAAACACUGUCAGAAGUGUGACCUUACGUUUGUUUCUCUAUUAGAGCUCUGUCAACAUUUGCUGGGGAUAAGUGAGGCACAUCAGUGAAACUGUAGCUGGAUAAAAUACAGUGGUGAAUUGAACAGAUCUCGUGGUAUUUGUACACACAAAAUUUUGAUUUAUUUUUAUGCCCCCAUAAUGGGAAAUUUGGGGCCAUAUAGUUUUUGGUCUGUCAGUCCACAAAAACUUUAAAUUAGGCCACAACUUUUGAAUUUUGUAUUCCACAUGUGUAUUUCUUGUGACAAGACCUUUCUUUUGGUACCAGAAUCACUUUGCUGCCAUAUUGGGGCAUCAAUGUGUCACAAAAACAUCUUAUGCAUGAUUUAUCAUUGAAAUGUAGCAUUGUUUGAGCGAGAUAUAGAUAUUAAAUUAGAAUUGAAUGGUGCCCCCUUGUUUAGAGUGUAAAUUGCUAGUCUUAACUUUGAUAUACAGGCCGGCCGGUAACAUUCAUUUUCAUUCCAAUCAAAGACACAGACUAAAUAAACAGAAUUCCUUGUUCAAUAUUUUGUUAGGAUACAAUACAUCUUGAAGUUUCACAGGACAAAACACUAAAAACCAAAAUUUAAUGUUCUACUAGCCUGUUGUUUAAAUUCACAGUACUCAAGUAUUUAAAUCUGAACUUCUCUGUACUCGAAUUCACUCUGAACAUUUAGUCCAGAAGUUGGUUUCAGUUUUCUGGGACAGUCCAAAUACAGUACCUCCUUUUCUCCCAAGAGCUUCAGUUCUGCAGCUAUAUAAGUCUGCAUAUGAGAACUGACGAUAAUUUAAUGAAUAUAAGGUCAUGCAAUUUAUGUACCUGCCUUACAGAACUUUCUGCUCGUUGUCAAGAAUCUCUUGUGUUUAGCUUCCCUGACUGUUUCAUGUUCAUCAUCCUUCAAUAUAUAGUAUUUCUUAUACAGUUGACUGAUUUUUAAAGACCCAUUUUGGGUCCAAAUAUCACCCCUUUCCCCUCCCAAAAAUUACCCAUUUUUCCCAAAUCUUACUUACACUUUUCCUAAUAAUAAAAACUGGCAAAAACAUAUUUGUCAAAAAUUAACUUCUAUGUGAAUAGUUUACGUACGUGACAAAGUCGCAUCAAUGCUAGAUGAAGUUAAAUAAAAGAAUUGCAUCAAUUUGUGUUUGAUACGAUAUAUUAAGCUUAUUUACAGUGAUUCUGGUUUUUCCCAAUUCAACCAACAUGUUGACAAUUUUUCCAAAUUCAAAAACCACAGGACCCUUUUGAAAAAUCACUGAUUUGAACUUGGUAUCCCGAGCACCGAUAUCUCAAUUACCAUGGAUGUCGAAGUGAUUCGGAAAUCCCAACCACUUUUUCUAUGAAAUAUUUUACCCUUGAUAUCUCGAAUCCUUGGAUAUCUCGGAAUUUUUUUUUUGGUCUCAUUGAGUUUGAGAUAACGAGGUUUGACUGUAUGCUGAUCAAUGCAUCAUGUGAAGGGAAAUUCAUGUUUGUUCAAAUGAAGGGCUAUGAUCAAGAAAAGGCAAAAAAAUAGGGUGGGUCAUUGAAAGAUCUUCUCAACCACUGGGUGUCAAAAAAGAUGAAACAUUGGGGUCAUAAUACAGGGGCGUAGCUUCAUUACGCUCGAGUAGGCAUGUGCCUACACAUUUUAUCAUUUUGAAAACAUUUUUGUCCAUAAAUAUUUGCAUAAAAUAUGUUCAUAUAUAUUUCUAGUUUUUAAAAUCAGAUAUAAAGUUAUUAUUCCAUCAGGACUUUUCUUUUUAUAAUGUAUUCUACAUGAUAUAUAAAUAAUGAUUGUAAUUUUUUACAUGAUGAUGCAGAUCACCAGAACUCGCUCGACUUAACAGUUUAAAAAUCUUCGAAAAGUUGUACAAUAUUUAAUAUCCAUUGCAAUUGUUUUUAUGCUCAGUAGUGCAAUGAGUCCCAAUAUUUUUUAAAAAUUUUGGGGGUGAUCCCCAAGAGGGAGGGGACAAUCCCUUCCUGCACCUAACUCCUUCAGCGCUUCGCACCUUGGUUAAACCUUCAUUUUUCGGGCCUACAAAUUGAAAUAGUCUUAGCUUCGUCCCUGUAAUAUAGGGGUCAAAAUUUGUCAUGGGAUUAAAGAGGGUAAAGAUCUCUUUUAAAAUCUUCUGAUAAAAAGCAGGCCCAAGGGUGAAUUAGGUGAACGUCGAGGCCCCGGGGUCUCUUGCUAAGGGUUUCUAUGUGUACGAAGUAGAUAGAAAUAGACAUUUUGACAAACCUCAGGGGUGGUCACACAGUGAAUGCUUAGUUAAUUAAUGAUGCCUUACAAUUAUGCAGAUUCCAGAACUUGGUCUGCUGCAUUUGUUGGAGGCAGCGCUACAUCUCUAUUUCAAGCAUCUGAUCUUUUUUUUUUAAUGGAUUAUAAUUGCUCACAAUCAUCGUUAAUGUGGAGUUUUUUGUCAUGAAUGCAUGGUUGAACAAUAUUGCCCUUUAUCACAUCCUUUAAUUUAAAAGUAUAAUGUGAGUUUUGGUUUUUGCACCCCAAACAACAAUGUGCUUGUAGUAAAAUAAAGUCUUUGUAACAUGAUUCUUCCUCCAUGUGUUAGUAUGGAUUCUAUAAAAUCUUAAGAAAUCUCAAAAUAGCUGCUUAGCUUGUGUACACAUUAAUUUUGGGAAGUUAUAUAAUCAUGCAUGUAAAACCACAGGACUGUCCCCGAUUUGAACAAAGAACUAAAGUAUAUGAUACAGCC
Molecule: messenger RNA, 4611 nt
Organism: Ostrea edulis (European flat oyster)
Lineage: Eukaryota; Metazoa; Mollusca; Bivalvia; Ostreida; Ostreidae
Product: zinc finger protein with KRAB and SCAN domains 1-like
Exons: 2
Coding region: 151-1995 (614 amino acids)
Cellular component (GO): nucleus
Source: RefSeq, a predicted model, not a curated record